AAAUCCUCAUUUAUUCUCCUGCUGGUUUUUCUGUAGCCCGGAAGUCGGGGGCCCGCUGACGAUCGACGUCCGAUGAACGAGCGGGGCGGGGCGGCCCCGUUACGCUGAAUUCCAAACCGUGGCUCAUGUGGGGCCGAGUAUUAAAGGAUGAAUUCGUCGACCAGCAGCAGUCGCCAUCUAUCUGGCAACCUGUUCGCUGGGUACUUCCAAUUCUUCACGAUGCUUGCUCUCACCUUCCUUCAUGCUGUCGCUGCUGCUCUUCUCCCGGCUGCUGUCAAUGCGGCGUGCGGAAAGGUCAUCAUUGAUAACGAUUGGAGCGGAUCGUCGUCCUACACUCCGUUACUAGAGUUGCUCGGAGCAAACUGCACCAUACUGGGUAUUACCAGCACGGUCGCGAACGUGUAUGCAUAUCAGGGUGCCCGUCACAUUCUAAGGUUCCUGGAAAUUGCCGGCAUCGACUACAUCCCAGUCUAUGUUGGUGCUAAUGAGCCUUUGAUCAACACUGUCGAGCGGUCUGCUGCCUGGCAAGCCGUGUUUGGCGCGUUCACCUGGGACGGUGCUUUCAGUCCCGAUAAUGCUACACUGGACGCUCAAGGCGGUGACCCAACGGGGAAUAAUCCCCUCGAACUGACGAACAUCCCGGAAGGUGUGCCAACAAUGAAGUGGCAGAAUCAGUCUGCCGUGGACUUCAUGAUCGAGAUGGCCCACCAGUAUCCAGGCCAGGUUGAGAUCGUCGCUGCAGGUGCGAUGACAACUGUUGCGCUGGCCAUCAAGCAGGAUCCCUACUUUGCUUCCAAUAUAAAGAGGAUCAGCAUUCAAGGCGGGUACGUUGACGUCAACCUGAAACAGACAGACCCGACUCCCGCCAAUCAGACUUUCCCGAAUGACGACGUUUAUGCCGACUUCAAUUUCUUCAUCGAUCCUGAAGCGGCCAAGAUCGUCGUCAACGCACCAUUCCAAGAGACCGUCAUUGCGGGUCAGGUGUCUAUUCCAUAUCUCGUCACCCCUGCGAUUUUCAACGAAACUAUCUCCAUGGUUACCCCGAUUACGCAGAACCUGAGCACGUAUUGGGCCAGCUCCAUUGGCACACCGCUCUGGGAUGAGAUUGCGGCCGGCGUGAUUGCGUAUCCUGAGAUCGUGACGAAGAGCCGUGUUGUGUACAUGGAUGUCGAUGUGGCAUACGACUCCAUUUUCUAUGGCCGUACCUUUGUUGCCGUUGCUCCUUUCCAACCUGUCAACUCCCGCAACGUCACUUUUGUUGAGCAGAUUAAUUUCUCCAGCUUCCUCAGCAGCUUUAUUCCGGCCCUUCAGGGAAAUUAUGCCACUAGGAGAGUGUAAAGACAAUGAGAUUGCUGUGCUAUAACAUCGAGUAUAGUCGGUGCUUAAUAGAGGUAUAAUUUAGUCAGUCCAAAUAUAUCACAGCUCAGGUGAUACAUUCCGGGCCCGCAUCCUUUCCAACCACUUGGGUGUAACUAUUUCCACGCAAUCUAGCACCAAUCUUGUGCCUGGUGUGCGUGAUUGUAUUUUGUGUAUUUUGCCUCUUCUCGAGCGUUUACGAACAAUUGUCCGCUUCAUGUUCAGAGCGUCCACGUCUAUUUCAAGGGGCUCUAUUUUGACAUCAUCGAAGACGCGCGCCCAAGUGCUUCUUGGCUGAUAGAAUCCUUCAAUUAAUUCACGCUGGAACUUCUCGUCGUAGCCGUAACACUCCAAAGCACAGACCGCGACGGUCAACAGACCCACUGCAAAAUCAUUUCGCACCAAGUCUACUGUCACCUCCUUAUACCUCCUCUCCCGUAGGCAGCGCUGAACCUCUUCCUCUGUCGCAGGGCGAUGAUAUCCUGCGAGCUGCAGUUCUCGCUGGGCGAUGUGCCUCGCACACCUGUAUCUGACUAACUUCCCAUUGGGGGAGCCAAUCUUCGUUUGCCAGUCAGUGCCAAAGAUGCAUGCUAUUCGCGUCUCCCGGACCACAAGAUCUUGACUCAUCCAUUCCUCCACGGAGAGAGGUUCCGAUGGUAAAAAUCGAUAAUGACCAAUAUACUGCCAUCUGUCAGACGAUCUGCGAACCCAUGUGGGUAUUGCUGUUGGUGUCAACUCAGGAUCCCGAAAGCACUCCGGGGAACCCAUGAAAGUCAGUCCUGGCUCCCCUGGCUGCCGCGGGGCAUGAGGGCUCCACGUAGGCAUCAAAAAGCAAUAUUGAGGGAUACCAUGUGCUUUGACAAAGCGCUGAGCUGGUCGAGGGGUUAC
Molecule: messenger RNA, 2244 nt
Organism: Dacryopinax primogenitus
Lineage: Eukaryota; Fungi; Basidiomycota; Dacrymycetes; Dacrymycetales; Dacrymycetaceae
Product: nucleoside hydrolase
Exons: 9
Coding region: 220-1338 (372 amino acids)
Molecular function (GO): hydrolase activity, hydrolyzing N-glycosyl compounds
Source: RefSeq, a predicted model, not a curated record